CCCCCCCCCGAAAAAAAAAAAAAAAAGGAAAAGGGAAAAAAAAAAAAGGAAACCUUUCCCAUCAGAGAAAGAGGGAGAUCUCUUUGGAAACAUGGAGCUGCUGUGCUGCGAGGUGGAUCCCAUGAGGAGAGCUCUCCCUGACCCAAACUUGCUCUACGAUGACCGCGUUUUGCACAACUUACUAACCAUAGAGGAGAGGUAUCUGCCUCAGUGCUCCUACUUCAAGUGCGUCCAGAAGGACAUCCAGCCCUUCAUGAGGAGGAUGGUAGCCACUUGGAUGCUGGAGGUCUGUGAAGAGCAGAAGUGCGAAGAAGAAGUUUUCCCUUUGGCCAUGAAUUACUUGGACAGAUUCUUAGCUGUGGUGCCCACUCGAAAGUGCCAUCUGCAACUGCUGGGGGCAGUGUGCAUGUUCCUGGCCUCCAAGCUGAAAGAGACAAUCCCCCUCACAGCCGAGAAGCUGUGCAUAUAUACGGACAAUUCCAUCAAACCCCAAGAGCUGCUGGAAUGGGAGCUGGUGGUGCUGGGGAAGUUGAAGUGGAACCUCGCAGCUGUCACCCCGCAUGAUUUCAUUGAACACAUCCUAAGGAAGCUGCCUCUACCUAAAGACAAGUUGCUUUUGAUCCGGAAGCAUGCACAAACGUUCAUUGCCCUUUGUGCCACAGAUUUUAACUUUGCCAUGUACCCACCGUCAAUGAUAGCAACUGGAAGUGUGGGGGCAGCCAUCUGUGGCCUUCAGCUUGAUGACGGGGACAGCCUCACGGACCUCCUGGCCAAGAUCACAAACACGGAUGUGGACUGCCUUAAAGCUUGUCAAGAACAGAUCGAAGCGGUGCUAGUAAACAAUCUUAGUCAAGUCCGGCAGCAGCAACAGCAAAGCAAUCCUUCUAAGACGGUGGAUGAACUGGACCAGGCCAGCACUCCCACAGAUGUGAGAGACAUCAACCUGUGAGGACAUCGGCACAGAAAGUCACGCUUGCUCCCCCAGCCCUUUUAUUUUUGUUAUUAUUUUUAGAGUGAUUUUUUUUUUAAUCUGCUCCCACGUAGAACGUAUUUAAAGCUGUUUUAGGUAAAAAAAAAGAAAAAAAAAUACAAAAACUGAAUAAUGAAAAGAAAAAAAAAGCAUUUGGUGCCUGUGAUGUUCUACAGAAGGGAAUCCCACAAUAUAUUUGGUAAUUGCUAUUUGAUUAUGUAUCAGUGAUAUUAAAUGCUUAUAAAAGCAUACAAAGUAGCUAGAUAAAUGUAAGCCUGCAUUUGUGGGAACAAAGUAGAGUAUACUUGUCUGUGUAUUAUGACCUAGUGCAUACACCCCUUUUUUAGAUUUAAGAAAGGAAUCGUGUGUGCGAUUUUAUGGCUUGACUAGAUUGCAAAGCAAUAGAAUAAGGGGUUUAGGGCAAAGUGGGAAAAGAUCCCUGAAGCAAUUGAACCAUUUUGAAUGCAGAAGAGAUUUGCUGAUCUGUCACCUCUGUUAUUAGUCAGAAGUGUUUGUUGGAUCUCUGUAUGUUAGUUUUGUUUACUCUUGCUGUCUGUGGUAGCUGCUACCUAAGAAAGAAGAUGCUUUAUUUUGCCAGCCGGAAGAGCAGGUGGUUUUUUGUUGUUGUUGUUGGGUUUUGUUUAUUUUUCUUGGGGUUUUUUUUCAACUUCCCCCUCUCCCCUCUUGACUUUUUCUACUUUUCCUUCAGAAAUGGCUCAUUUUAAACACAGCAGCAUCUUUGGCAUAAGGGCAAUUCCGAUUACCCAACUGUGGUCCAAGCCAAAGUUACAGAGUGUUCGCAUUAGGUGGGGGAAUGCACCAAUUCAGUCAGACCACCUCCAACCUUUGGAUUGCAAGAUGCAGUGGGUCAUCUGUGAAAAGCAUUAUAUUCCUUUACAGUGCUAAUGCUUCACAUCAAUGUUAACUUGUGGCAGCUCCUUAGCUUGGCCGUAAAGAUAUUUAAAUGAUGCUCUAUCCAUCUUCAUAUUUAACAUAACCUCACUGUGUUAAAGAAGAUGAGAUUCGGUUUGAUCCCUCUGCCAGCUACCCACCUUCCCCCAUUGACCCGCACACGCUUUCAGCAUUUCGUUAACUUUAUUGAUCCAUAGUGAGGGUUUUUGUAAACCAUUUUGUUCAAAAAGCACUUUGAAAAUUGUUCCUAAGGGAUUAAAUGAGAUGGUUUAUGAUGAUUUUGCCAAGGAAAAAAAAAAACACCAAAAAAGAAAGAAAAAAAGAGAAAAAAGAAUGAAAAACGAAAGAAAAAAAGAAAAGUCACAAAAGCAAAGCAUAUAGCUUUUUAUAGUCAAUAUUUUUCAGUAUCUGGUGUACUUGGUUAGUUGCGGUGUUGCUGGAAAUGCCAGCACCUGCUUCCGAUGACAUUCCUGUCAUGACAUUCCGGAUAAGAGCCUGACGAUUUGUAUUGUUCACUGUCACAGAAGGAUCUUAAUACCACCUGCAUGCUUAUCUAUGGACAACGAAAGAAAAUUGCUGGUGCAAAAGACAUGAGUGGUAAACACCAAGGUGUGCGACUUGGAGUUUGAUUACAAAGGUGUAUUCAGCGUACUUGAAUUUAUUUUUCUGCUCCAUCUGUAACGAAGAGUCAUUUAGAUGGAAAGGAGUUGGAGCAACUUGGUUUUCUUUUUUUUUUCUUUUCCUUUUUUUUUUUUUUUUUGCACAGUUGUAUUAACAGUUUGCAAAUAUUCAGUAUGAAGCUGUUGGUUGAAAAGUUAAUGUUUGCAUUUUUAAGACAAAAAUCCAGAAAGAACAUGCUACUUCGAAGAAUAUUAUAUGAAUGGACUCAGCCGUAUUUGGCUAGAUGAGGGUAGAAAAUGGAGUAAGAUUCUAAGGUUUUGUUGGGUUGUUUUUUGGUUGUUUUUUUUGUUUGUUUGUUUUUUUGGGGGGGUUUGGUUUCAUUUUGGGUUUGUUUUUUUUUGCGCUGCUAAGAAGCUAUGAUUUGUUUCAUUCUUAUUCACAUUAACAGUACUUAGCUGUAUUGUUUCACUGAGUGUGCUGCUAUUUUAUAAACAUUUUUAUAAUAUAUUAUUUUACUGCUUAAAUUUCAAAUCCUGAAGUAGAUGGUUAAGUGGAGAUAUGAUGAGUUCUUUGAUUUACUGGAAAUGCCCUGUACAGUCUGUUUGUUUUCUUUUUUUUUUCUAAUAGCGUGUUCAUGAUCUUUUUUUUUAUUUUUUCCUUCUCUCUUUCUUUUUUUUUUUUUUUUUUUUUAAUAUUUCUUCCCUUCCUUCCUGGUCACAUCCUGCAAAGAUGGUAUACUUACCUCAGGUUUACUGGACAAAACAGAAAUGGUUCCCAUUUUCACAAUACCUCACAACACGACAGUUUGGUUUUGUCCCGGGGCCCACGCUCUGGCCACUCCAGGGAGGGGUUUGCAGGCAGCCGGGGCCCUGGCUCCCUUUUGGUCUUCUUUGGUAUCCUUUUCAUGGUGGAAAAAAUGCACUGACUUUGACUCUCCACUGAUGGCUUCACCAGAGCAGAUCCAUGUUUCCCAACACUGGUGGUGGGGACAGCCUUGUUCUCACCGCCAUCACUUCCCACCUUCAUGUUCCACGUUGGGAGCAGUUGAAGUUCUGCAGCACUCUCUCUUCUGGAGGACAGAAAAAUAGCUAAUUUUGUGGAAGUAGGACUUGGAAGCUGCACACACCAUGUAUGUGACAGAUCAGCUCAUUCCCUGACAGCUCUCCUACGGUAGCAAAUGGGGCUUCACAGGGAGGUGUGCCAAAGGGUCCCCAGACGGUGGAAUGACUUCUCUAUGCACUGGGGCUGUAGUGCUGCUGCCUGCAGCAGCCACAGAUACCAUGUCCAUCAUGUUAGCAUGGUUUGUUCCACUCUGUGCUGUAGGUGCAAGUAAUACUUAAGGUGCCUGCCCCUGCUCUUCAUCCCACUUCCUGCAGUGCCCCAGUGCCAUGUGGGAAUCUCCUCUUGCAUUAUCCCUCUGGGGCUCCGCAGUGCUGCCAGGAAUGGGGGUGAGGUCUGCCACCAAGGUCCGCUCCUUGCACAGUGGUUGGAGGUGGAAGUUGUGCUGGAACAGAGCCCCAGUCCCUUGUAGGGACCUGGUGGGUCUCUGUGGAUCACCACCAGGGCUAAGAGUGCAUUCGGAAGAUCUAACAGCCUGGUUAUACUGAGAAGCGAACUGUAUCUGAAGUCUGGAAAACGUACAACUUGACCAUUUUCACAUUGGUGAUCUAAGUAGAAACACUGCGUAGUGCUCCUGCUUAGCAGGUGGAAAAAAAAUGCGUAUAUACUAUUAUUGCAAAUUAGGUGUGAGACUGUUCUGCCUGUAUUGGAGAAAUCAUAAACCUUCCUAUUGAUUAAUUCAAAAAACAAUGAUGCUGAUUAUACCUUCACAAAUACCAAAAGGACUGGCACAGUUACUAACAGCAUUUCUCUCCCACAUUCCUACUGAUGGUACUUUGAUGAUCUUCCCCUCCCUCCCAUUACUGCAGCGUAGGAGCACCUCGUAAGAUAUUUAUUUAUAUCCCCAGUGUGCUUGUGAAAAGAGAAAAAUGUAUUAAUCCCAGUUCAGUGUCAAUGAUUUGUGCUGGAAUAAUCGGAGGGCUCUCAGUUACUCACCAAACCACCUGGCCACUGGAUUUUUUCCACUAUGUUCCUUACCAUGUUCUCAUGUACCUCAGAAAUCACUCUCAGUUGCACAGUUCUGUUCUCAAAGUUUUGUUUUUUGAUUUUUUUUUUUUGUUUUUUUUUUCUUCAUUGAGUGUGAUGCCAUAUCAAGUCAACGUUACUCUCACAAUGUGCUCUUUAAGAGGUGUGGAUGUUUAUAUGGUCAGGGGAUGCUAGAAAGUGCAGUAGUAGACAUGAUCAGUGUAAACAAAAGUAUUUAGAAAGUACGCGAGGUUGUUUUCGAUGGAUAAGACUCUGAUACAGUGUAGUCUCGAUUACCUUUUAAAAGGUCUUCUUUGUUCAGUGUUGUCAUUUUUAUUAAUAACCUGUUGUUUUGACUAGUUUAAAGAUGGUUCUAAGAAAAGUGUUUUGGCGGGAUUAGGUAUGCAGUAUGGACAAUAAACUCACCUUGACCUAA
Molecule: messenger RNA, 5024 nt
Organism: Pezoporus flaviventris
Lineage: Eukaryota; Metazoa; Chordata; Aves; Psittaciformes; Psittacidae
Gene: CCND2
Product: cyclin D2
Exons: 5
Coding region: 92-949 (285 amino acids)
Biological process (GO): regulation of cyclin-dependent protein serine/threonine kinase activity; positive regulation of G1/S transition of mitotic cell cycle; mitotic cell cycle phase transition
Cellular component (GO): cyclin-dependent protein kinase holoenzyme complex; nucleus; cytoplasm
Molecular function (GO): cyclin-dependent protein serine/threonine kinase regulator activity
Source: RefSeq, a predicted model, not a curated record